UCUAACCGGCAUGCAUCUCGCGGUGAUCACCAGUGAUCGAUUCUGCGCAGAUUUUGCUAAUCUCAUACACAAGCCUAAUCAAGAAAAGAACUGUGAACUCUUCCGCAUAAUGGAGUCAGUCAUAAAAAUGAAUCAAGGAGAUACUAAAUGGGAUAUACGCCAUAAAGUAUGGAACUACAUUGAAGUGAAAAACCUGGCCAGUUUCCCUCGACCUGUGCACAACAGAAUUCCCAAUUUCAAGGGUGCACUGGAGGCAUGUGAAAAGGUGCCACUGCUAGAAAUCUUCACCAAAGCUGCUGUGGUCAAAGUAGAUCCUGAUAAACCACUAGAGGGGGUUAGACUAGCUUCUCUGCAGGCAAGAAAAACAUUGCUUGUUCCAACACCUCGGCUAAAAACUGGAUUAUUUAACAGGAUCAUUACACCAAAAGGUGCAACCAAAGAAGAACUGCGUGUUUGUUCUACGUCUCAGGGUCUUAAAGAGUUGAGUGUCCCGGUCGGUUUAGAUGACAAAGUUCAGGUGGAUCUUGUCAUAGUUGGAUCAGUGGCUGUAUCUGAUAAAGGCUACAGAAUUGGAAAAGGUGAAGGCUUUGCAGACAUGGAAUAUGCUAUGAUGGCAUGCAUGGGAGCCGUAUGUGAAUCCACUGUGGUCGUCACCAUUGUUCAUGAUUGUCAGGUUA
Sinocyclocheilus anshuiensis is the source of this 677-nucleotide messenger RNA. RefSeq names its product methenyltetrahydrofolate synthetase domain containing (gene mthfsd). The transcript is spliced from 6 exons. The record is from RefSeq and is a predicted model, not a curated record. NCBI's taxonomy places the organism in Eukaryota, Metazoa, Chordata, Actinopteri, Cypriniformes, Cyprinidae. Gene Ontology annotation, cellular component: cytoplasm. The annotation marks the transcript as partial.